GUGUUAUUGCUUAUUCUAGUACUGAAGCCGAGUACCGUGCUCUCGUGGAUACCAACUCUGAACUAAUCUGGCUUCGUUGGCUACUACAAGACAUGAGUGUCUCUCUUCCUACUUCAACUCCCAUCUACUGCGACAACAAGAGUGCUACUCAAAUUGCUCACAAUGAUGUAUUUCAUGAACGUACCAAGCAUAUCAAGAUCGAUUAAUUGUCACUUUGUUCGGCAUCAUUUACUACAAGGCACUCUCACUCUCCUCUUUGUUCCUUCAGUGCACCAACUCGCAGAUCUAUUUACAAAAACGCUUCCUUCCGGUCGUUUUCAUUUCUUGGUGUCCAAACUCAAGUUGGUUUUCUCUGACCCACCAUGACUUUGAGGGGAGGUGUUAAUGUACAUCCCCAACCCCUAACUAUAAUUUUAAGUUGGUGCUAACAAAUUGGGGAGGUGUUAAUGUACAUCCCCAACCCCUAACUAUAAUGUUAAGUUGGUGCUAACAAAUUGAGGCGGUGUUAAUGUAUCCCCAACCCCCACCUAUAAUAUUGAAUUUCUUAUGUAAAACUCUUGUAUAAAUAGGUUGUUCUACACAUAAUGGAAUACACUAAGAUUUAAAGUUUCCAUCUUCUUACACCUUCCUUCCUCUAUAAAUUCCCAUGCCUAGUCUUCUAUUAUUUCAUUGCCUCUUGCUAUAGUUUCUCAUUCCAUCUUAUCCUUCUAUCUUUGAUCUUCAUUUCGACUCACACAGUUGACUCAUCAGAGUGUAAUACUCAUGGGUUCACUAGGAGAAAUGCAUGAAACACAAGGUGCCAAGUCUCCAGCAAUGGUACUGGCAAUUGGAACUGCAAACCCAUCCUUUUCUGUUAAUCAGACUGAAUUCCCUGAUUUUUACUUCAGAAGUACAAAGACUGAGCACAUGACCGAGUUGAAGGAGAAGUUCAAGCGAAUGUGUGAAAACUCAAAGAUAAGGAAUCGCCACAUUUACAUGACAGAGGAUUAUCUCAAGGAAAACGCAUGUCUCUGCGACCCCAAGGCUGCAACACUUGACUCACGUCAAGAUAUUAUGGUUGUUGAAGUACCCAAUUUGGCCAAGGAAGCUGCAUUGAAUGCCCUUGAAGAGUGGGGUCAACCCAAGACAAACAUCACCCACCUUGUAUUCACUACCAUAUGUGGUGUUGAUGCACCUGGUGCUGACUAUCAGCUUGUCAAGCUCCUUGGCCUUUCACUGAACAUUAGACGUGUGAUGAUGUAUCAUCUAGGCUGCUUUGGUGGUGCCACUGCCCUUCGUGUGGCCAAAGAUCUCGCUGAGAAUAACAAAGGUGCUCGUGUACUAGUUGUUUGUUCUGAAAUAAACUCAGUGAAUGGCUUCAAGGUGCCUGUAGAGAAUGACUUUGACUCAUUGCUAGGGAUGGCACUCUUCUCAGAUGGUGCAGCAGCUAUGAUAAUUGGUUCAGACCCUAACCCAUCAGUGGAGCGCCCACUAUUUGAACUAUACUCGGCCGGUUCUAAGAUUAUCCCAGACUCAGAAGAGAUGGUUGCUGCCCAUUUGCGUCAAUCUGGUCUUUCAAUCCUAUUGAACAAGAAGUUGGCAGCAACUAUCUCUGGAAACAUUGAGAAAUGCCUAGAAGAAGCAUUCAGUAAGAUUGGUAUUAGUGAUUGGAAUUCCAUUUUUUGGGUGGUUCACCCUGGUGGACCAGCAAUUUUGGACCGAAUCCAAGAAAAAAUUGGCUUGAAGGAUGAUAAACUAAGGGCAGCAAGAGAAGUGUUGGUUGAGUAUGGUAACAUGUCAAGCCCCACUUUGUUGUUCAUUAUGGAUGAGAUGAGAAAGAAGUCCAUGAAAGAAGGUAAAACUACAACUGGUGAAGGGUUUGAAUGGGGUGUGCUGUUCGGGUUCGGACCAGGUGUGACUGUGGAAACAAUUGUCUUACGUAGUGUUAGUAUAGUUUGAUCAGCUCAUUAUGCAAUUAUUGGUGUCAUAGUACAACUAAGUUUAUCUAAAUAAAGUCUCUCCUCCCCAGUGUGAGAAGAGACAUAAUAGUAAAGUCACAGUUUAAUGUAAUAAAGAUGUUUUCAGUCCUGGGCUGUUUCUAAAGUCUAUAUUUUGUGUUGAAUAUUGGUUGGAUUGUUUGCUGACGUUGGCCUUUCUGGUGAACGUACUUGCAGUGUACAGAUACUAAGUUGUUAAUAUGUAAUCUUUUUUUUUUCCCUCUUAGUGUAACACCCUUCUUAAUAAAUUUAAAAUUGCCAUUUCA
Molecule: messenger RNA, 2242 nt
Organism: Macadamia integrifolia
Lineage: Eukaryota; Viridiplantae; Streptophyta; Magnoliopsida; Proteales; Proteaceae
Product: chalcone synthase 2-like
Exons: 2
Coding region: 763-1938 (391 amino acids)
Biological process (GO): polyketide biosynthetic process
Molecular function (GO): acyltransferase activity, transferring groups other than amino-acyl groups
Source: RefSeq, a predicted model, not a curated record